Molecule: messenger RNA, 1461 nt
Organism: Fonsecaea pedrosoi CBS 271.37
Lineage: Eukaryota; Fungi; Ascomycota; Eurotiomycetes; Chaetothyriales; Herpotrichiellaceae
Product: ATP-dependent rRNA helicase RRP3
Exons: 1
Coding region: 1-1461 (486 amino acids)
Molecular function (GO): ATP binding; RNA helicase activity; nucleic acid binding
Source: RefSeq, a predicted model, not a curated record
AUGCCGCCGCUCAAGAAACGGAAAUUGAGUCACGAUGAGUCGUCCUCGGGUGAUGAUGAUGAAGGUCAUCACUCUGUAAAGUCGUCCACCGAAUCCGAGACCACACCAACCAGCGACGCAGAGGAGGAAGACACGCAGACAAACAAGACGACGCAGCCCAAGACGUUCAAAGAGCUAGGGAUCAUCGAGUCGCUCUGCGAAGCGUGCGACCGACUCGGAUACAAGGCGCCGACGCCCAUCCAGGCUGAAGCGAUCCCGCUGGCCCUGCAGGGUCGGGACCUCAUCGGGCUGGCAGAGACUGGGAGCGGCAAGACGGCGGCGUUUGUCCUGCCCAUCCUGCAGGCGCUCAUGGACAAGCCGCAGCAAUUGCACUCGCUGAUCCUGGCACCGACCAGAGAACUGGCAUAUCAGAUAUCCCAGGCUGUCGAGGCGCUGGGCUCGCUGAUUGCGGUCCGCUGCGCCGUGUUGGUCGGGGGCAUGGACAUGAUCCCGCAGGCCAUUGCUUUGGGCAAGAAACCGCACGUCGUCGUCGCCACGCCGGGCCGGCUGCUGGACCACCUGGAAAACACAAAGGGCUUCUCACUCCGCCAGCUCAAGUACCUGGUCAUGGACGAGGCCGAUCGCCUACUCGACCUGGACUUUGGGCCGAUUUUGGACAAGAUCCUCAAGAUCCUGCCGAGAGAAGGGAGGAAGACGUAUCUCUUCUCCGCCACCAUGUCCAGCAAGGUCGAGUCUCUCCAGCGGGCGUCGCUGUCGAACCCGCUCCGCGUCGCCGUGUCCCAGGACAAGUACCAGACGGUGUCGACGCUGAUCCAAUCCUACCUCUUCAUCCCGCACAAGCACAAGGACCUCUACUUGAUCCACGUGCUGAACGAACUCGCCGGCCAAACGGGCAUCAUCUUCACCCGGACGGUCAACGAGGCACAGCGCAUCUCGAUCCUGCUACGCACGCUCGGCUUCUCCGCGAUCCCCAUCCACGGACAACUCUCGCAACAAGCGCGCCUCGCCGCGCUGAACAAGUUCCGCGCCAAAUCCCGCAACCUGCUGGUCGCCUCGGACGUCGCGUCCCGCGGCCUGGACAUACCCUCGGUCGACCUCGUGAUCAACUUCGACCUCCCGCACGACAGCAAGACGUACAUCCACCGGGUCGGGCGCACCGCGCGGGCGGGCAAGAGCGGCCAGGCCAUCUCCUUCGUGACGCAGUACGACGUGGAGCUGUGGAUGCGCAUCGAGGGCGCCCUCGGCAGGAAACUCGACGAGCACCACACUGUCAAGGAGGAGGUCAUGGUGCUGGCCGAGCGGGUCGGCGACGCCCAGCGCGCCGCCGCCAUGGAGAUGAAGGAGCUGCACGAGAACCGGGGCAAGAAGGGCGCCACCCUCCGACACAAGCGAGGAGCCAAGGGCGUGGGAAGUGGUGGUGGGAAGCGGAGUCGAGAUGAUAUGGAUCAAGACGAGGGAUAG